AUGAGCCCCUCUGAUGCCCACAGAGGACACAGUGGGUAUGGGUAUGGCUAUGGCAGCAGGAGCCUCUACAACCUCCGUGGGUUUAGGAAUGUUUCUCCUGGUGGAGAUGGAAGGUGCCUGGGAUUUGGUGUCGGGAGACACCUUGAUAGGGGCUUUGAUGGAAGGAGGAAUUUUGUGGGAGCCUUUGGAGGUGGUGAAGUAGGGCUUGGUAGCAGGUAUGGAAGAAGUUCAGGCAGAGAAGUGCUUGGAGGAGCCCUUGGAAGGGGUGGUUUUGGUGAAGAAGGGGCUGGGGACUUCAGAGGGGAGGCUGCUGUCAGCAGAGGCAUCGAGGAGGUGCAGGUCAACCCCAACCUCCUGAGACCAAUAGAGGUGGAAGUUGACCCCGAGUUCCAGAGAGUGAGGUCAGAUGAGAAGGAGCAGAUUAAGGUCCUCAACAACAAAUUUGCAUCCUUCAUUGACAAGGUUCAGUGUCUGGAGAGGCAGAACCAGGCUCUGAUGGCCAAGUGGGAACUUCUGCAGCAGCAAAGUACCCGACCAGAAGAGAGCAGAAACAUCACCUCUUUCUUCCAAGCUUACAUCAGCAGCCUGGAGAGACAACUUGAGAUGCUCCACAACCAGAAGGAGCAGUUGGAUCCAGAAGCCUACAACAUGCUUCAGCUUGUUGAAGAUUAUAAAAAGAGAUUCGAGGAUGAGAUCAACAAGCGUGCAGCUAAAGAAGAGGAGUUUGUGGAGCUUAAAAAGGAACUGGACAAUGCCUACAUGGGAAAGAUGGAGUCUGAGGUUCGCCUGGAAAUCCUGAAGCAGGAGCUGGAGUUCCUCAGGUGUUUACAUGAAGCCGAGCUGUCCCAGUUGCAAACAGUGGUUGGCACCACGGAUGUGAUUCUGUCCAUGGACAACCACAGGGAACUGAACAUGGAUGGAAUCAUUGCAGAGGUCAGGCAGGAAUACGAGGCAAUUGCUCAGAGGAGCAAAGAUGAAGUGGAUUCCAUGUACCAGGGAAGGUACCAAGAUCUUCAGAACCUGUGGGUGAAUCAACGGGAGCAGCUGAGGAACAGCUACCAGGAAAUCCAGGAAUAUUUGAGACAGAUCCAGAGAAUACAACAAGAGAUUGAAAUUGCAAAGAAAAGGAAUGCUGCCCUCCAAGAAACCAUUAAGGCUGCUGAGCAGAGAGGGAACUCAGCCAUCAGUGAUGGUCAUCAGAAACUCCAGGAGCUGGAAAACGCCCUGCAGCAGGCCAAAGAGGAUCUGACUCAACUCCUCCAUGAUUAUCAGGAGCUUCUGAAUGCAAAAUUGGCCUUGGAUAUUGAAAUUGCCAUGUACAGAUCACUCCUUGAGGAGGAGGAGACCAGGUAG
Molecule: messenger RNA, 1353 nt
Organism: Calypte anna (Anna's hummingbird)
Lineage: Eukaryota; Metazoa; Chordata; Aves; Apodiformes; Trochilidae
Product: keratin, type II cytoskeletal 1
Exons: 7
Coding region: 1-1353 (450 amino acids)
Biological process (GO): keratinization; intermediate filament organization
Cellular component (GO): keratin filament
Molecular function (GO): structural constituent of skin epidermis
Source: RefSeq, a predicted model, not a curated record